This is a messenger RNA of Synchiropus splendidus (mandarinfish), 3930 nucleotides long. Its product is annotated as zinc finger protein GLIS2-like. The record is from RefSeq and is a predicted model, not a curated record. The transcript has 7 exons. Gene Ontology annotation, molecular function: RNA polymerase II cis-regulatory region sequence-specific DNA binding; DNA-binding transcription factor activity, RNA polymerase II-specific. The coding region runs from base 760 to 2196 and encodes 478 amino acids. NCBI's taxonomy places the organism in Eukaryota, Metazoa, Chordata, Actinopteri, Syngnathiformes, Callionymidae. Gene Ontology annotation, biological process: regulation of transcription by RNA polymerase II; smoothened signaling pathway. Gene Ontology annotation, cellular component: nucleus.
UGGUGACUCAUCAUCUGCUCGGAUUCAUUCCUGUUUCCAGCCAGCUUUUGUCGCUGUUGACCAGAAUUGGAAACAAACAGCAGCCGUUGUGUCUCGUCCCUUUGUCGCCAAGUCGAAUGCUGGGUAAAUAUCAGGCUUCUCUGGCUGAGGUUUUACGGCACUGGAGGAUAAGAUGAGAUGUGUUUGAACGGCUGUUAAAGUAUCCCUGAUACAGCUUUGUGGAAUUCAGAUAUCAGUGAGCCUCCAGCUGGGGGUUCACUCGACUUUCUCUACUUAUUGAAAGCGUCCAACACAAAAUGAGAGUUUCAACUGGUGGAGGGUAUCAUGAUGCCACGCACCUUGUGGUUAUCGUGACUGAAACUAACAAAAUAAAAGCAAGCGCACUAACAGAAGCAGUUUUUUCCUCCUCUGUGUGAACAGAAAGAGACAGGCGAGCAGGAUUUGAGGUCGGUGCCGGACUGUUGCACCUCCCCACUACAGAGUUGCAUCACUUAGUGCUGCCGGGAUGCAACACAGAGAAAUGUGGAAAAAUGAGAAAAGAGGAAGGGCGGGAACUGAGUCCGAUUUCUCUGCCCUCCACCCUUCUCUCCCGCCGCCUGCUCGGACCAUUUUCUUUCAUCCUCAGGGAAACUCUGGAGAAAACUGCUCCGCACAUACAGAUCAAAACCCCAUUGGCGGCACAUUCAGCCCACUGCUUUGUCUUUUUCACCUUCUCUGGCGGGUGGCGCCGACGAGCCGCUAAUCCCUUCAUUAUCCCUGAUGUUCUCAGCAGACGAGCCUCUGGAUUUGAAGCUUCCCUCUGGACGAAUCCAGACAGACAAUCCAGUGAGGUUGCGGAGGAGGAUGUCGUCUAUCUGUGCUCCUCUCUGCAGCACGCGACCUCGGCUGAUGUACACCACCUUCCCCUCGCCGCCUUCUUCACCAGAUUCUUUGUCUCCCUCUCGUGAGCGACCCAGGUCCUGUUUCACGCCUCCAGCCAUGGACCUCAGCUUGUCCCCUUCAUCCCGUCACACCUCCUCCCUGUCUCCCGCCCCUCCCUCUCCUUCUCCAUCUCUGCCUGCCUCCCCUCUGGAGUCCCCACAGAGCAGUAGCAGCCCACAGCCACAUCUUUUCUCUCGCGAGCUGAGCUGUUAUCGGGGAGUAGAACGCGAAGCUUCGCAUCAGGGGUUUCCGUUUUUCCUGCCGAUCUCCAGCUCUCAGAGAGGAUACAACUUCCCUCCUUCCAUGUUUGUGGGUGCCAACAGAGAGAAAGAAGACUCACCUGAGCCCUCAACAGACGUCCACCUGGGCAGUCAACUGGUCUGCCGCUGGGUGAAGUGUCGCCUGCAGUUCGACUCCCUACAGGACUUGGUGGAUCACAUCAACGAAUACCACGUCAAACCUGAGAAGGACUCGGGGUACCACUGCCAGUGGGAGGGGUGUGCCCGCAAUGGGAGGGGCUUCAAUGCCAGGUAUAAAAUGCUGAUUCAUAUUCGUACUCACACCAACGAGAAGCCCCAUCACUGUCCCACCUGCGACAAGAGCUUCUCUCGCCUGGAAAACCUCAAGAUUCACACACGCUCACACACAGGAGAGAAACCCUACAUCUGCCCAUACGAGGGCUGCAGCAAGCGCUACUCCAACUCCAGCGACCGCUUCAAGCACACCCGCACUCACUACGUGGACAAGCCCUACUACUGCAAGAUGGCGGGUUGCCUGAAGCGCUACACGGAUCCCAGCUCUCUUCGCAAACACAUCAAGGCACAUGGCCACUUUGUCGCCCCGGAGCAAGCUUCGCCUGGGCGGAUGCAGGCCGGACCCUUGGAGCACCCGGGGGAACUGGCCCCAGUUGGCGCACCCCAUAUCAUCAUCCCUGGUUCUGCCACUCUCCUCGGAGGUCUGGGGACUUCUUUAUCUCUAUCUGCUUUCUGCCAUGCAAGAGCCCUCAAUCACCACAGGGCGUCGCUGUUCCCCAUGGGGGCGGGAAUCGGUCCCUUGGGUCUGGCCGACUCUCCAUUUUUUCACUUAGGCGCGUCCUUAUUAGGGCUGGACGGUCUUAAGCGGAUGGUGGGGAAGGAGGUGGCGGGUGAGGGAGGGGAGGUGAAGGCCGAGGUUCUCAACCUGUCCUCAGGUGUUGGGCCCAGACACAGAGACCCCUUGUCCUGGGUGGUUGUUCCCCCGAGGGCUCUGCUUCUCAAACCAGCUGUUGCCAGCUAGGACGUGCGCUCGGACUGGUGUGGAUGGCUUUUGUGGCCCCCUUUACUGCCUGCUGGAAAGACCCCCGUCAUUAUCCUCGAUGGCCCUCAGGGGUCCAAAGAGUCAGCUGAUUCUGUUGCUUUCCUGUCACCAAUGUUUUCGUCCACUCAGACUCCAGUCAAGUGCUGUGUAGUUUGCCUGUCAACAAUCGCCCCGACAGCUCCCACAUUAGCAUGCGCCAUUAGCUUUGCUAGUGGAGUCUUUGACUCUUUUUAUUCAAACACAAACAAGCUGCUCGUCCUGUAAUAACACUUGCUGCGUCAGUAGCAUUUGUACCUAGCUAGCGCUGCAGUAGUUGAGGUCGUUGAAACCCCAACGUGGACGUAGAAUUUCAGGCCAUUGAAAUCUCAAUAUAUUUAGUUUUAUACUUCUGAGAGUUUGGACUGAUCAAGACAUGCAGUCGCGAGUCAGGUUUCCUUGUGAUGAUAUCCAAAACUCCAAUCCAGUCCACACAGUCCCAGAUUCAUGGAGCUCCAUCUGACCACUGUCGCCAGGGCAACUGCGUCCUAGGCCCUCGCGAACCCGUCCCUGUCCCCGCCUUAUGCAGGGGUUGUAAAGGUGGCUUGUGUGUCUAAGGUGUGUGUGUGUGUGUGUGUGUGUGUGUGUGUGUUGGGGUUGAAAAGGUUGCUGUGAACAACAUUAAAAGCACUUGAGUCAGUCCAACCUUCUGAAGGUGUCAAGCAUGAAUUUGCACAAACAACUUUCAUGUGGAUUCCACGUCCCGAACGGCCAUUUCACCCAAGCAAGAAACGGUAUGGGCCAUGAUUCCAUCUAAAGUGGCUGCCAGUCCACGAGGCUGGCCCGGAAAUGGAUCAGGACUGAUGGCGUAACAAGAAUGCCCAACUGGACAGUGGACCUCAGUAGCAGGAACAAGGCGGACGAGGAUGUCUUUUCCAUAUGGUGUCAGAUUGGGCGGCCACGCCCCCUUUUGUGACUCUAAAUGAGAACGGCCCAGUUGCUCAUAGUACCAUCACAUCAUAUAACGUGUUUGACAAUCACCUGUGAUAGAAACCAAGCCAUAAAGAUCUCAGGUGUACGAAUGGUUUUUAAUGUUUGACAAGCCUCGCAGGCAGCUCUCGCUGUCAGCCAGGUGCAACCGCGGUCUUCAUUCUGAAAAGUCUUUGUCUUAUACGUUGCACUAAACGCACUUGAUUCCUGUUGGGAGCUCACAAAGGUGAUAUACAUGGGUUUACAGCACUCGCCGUCACUGAUUAACCCGUCGCCAGUGAAGUUUGUGCAACUGCCUCCAACUAGUAGCAUCAAGGUCAACUGCUCGCUGUUUGUUAACGCUUCGCUUUUUCUUUUGAUCAUUUGGAGACAAAGAUCGGGACGCGAUCUGCUCGGGUGGUACUGACCUGUGUAAUCCCCACUCAUACAGUAUCAUAGGAAUAUUCAGCCAACGUGUACGAGACUCAUGUACGUCUUCUUCAGCCCUCUGGUAGAAAGCUCCGCCCCCCUGACGAUGGCCACCUGGAGGCCAGCAUGCUGUGUCGUCUUCUACUCUUGUUUUGCACAUUCGACUGGUCGCGCUUCCUUCGAGUGCCUUCUUCCUGUUUCAGUGGAAUAUAUCGCACAUGUAUGGACACAUUUACACCAAUGUAUGAGCACAGAUUUCUACGACAACUGAUGGGAUUUUGUACAUCGAAGCCGCUUUACAAUGACGUUACCAAAGCUGAAGAUCCAAUAAAGACAAAC